Molecule: messenger RNA, 1974 nt
Organism: Rangifer tarandus platyrhynchus (Svalbard reindeer)
Lineage: Eukaryota; Metazoa; Chordata; Mammalia; Artiodactyla; Cervidae
Source: the annotation of a GenBank genome assembly
AUGGCCCGCUGCCGCCACCAUUCGGGCUACCUGGCGGACGAUGAGGCCGGCCACCCUACCUACGUGGCCCGGGUGCAGCCGUCUAAGAAGUCACUGUUCUCCAAAAUGGGCCACGCCUCCAAGCCGGGCCACAGGCCACACCCGCCUUCCUCGCAUGACCCCUCAGGUAGUUCAGGCCGCCACAGAAACUCUAAGGGCCUUCGACCCUUUACAAGCUUCCUGGAUUUCCUCGUCGAGGGUCAGGUGCUGGAAAGCCUGCAGACGGUGGUGGAGGAGGCAACGGAGCGCAUGGCCACCGCGAAGACCGAGGCGGGGGUGCCGCUGGUGGAAGUGCAGGACCCCGCGGAGGAGCCGAGGGGCGGGCGCCGCGGGCGGGUCCGGCCCAGUCUCAGCACCCUGCGCCGGCACCGCGCCCGGCCCGGUCUCUGCGUGGGGCACCCCAACAAUUACCCCUCCCGCUCCAGCUCCAUGUCCGACUCCCGCAGCAGCUGCACGGCCGCCGACUGGCCGGGGUGCCACAGCCGGGACAGCGACCCGGGCGCCCGGGGCCUGGGCCGACUGCCGCCCGUGACGGACCACCUCCUGCUGGAGAAGAGCCUCAGACGGCUGGUGCAGCUGGAGAGCCGAGGGAGAGGCCUGGGGCAGGCCUCCUCCCACGGGGCCUCACUGGACAGCCAGAGCAGCAGCCAGUGGACCGUGGAGCAGCCCCUGUCGUGGUUCUCAGGCCCGCUGGGCUCGAGCUGGGACACGCAAGAGUCGUCAGAGCGGGGGCCCACGGAGCGCGAGCUGGGCCUCCUCAGGCGGCAGCUGAACAAGGAGAUGAGAUCCCUGCUGAGCCAGCCGGCGUCGUUUGAGCUGCCCGGCUACUCUGCGCUCCGCGAGCCCCAUCGGACCCUGGACUUCCUGGCCGAGCACCACCUCUUCCCCGCCCUGCAGAACGUGGUCAACCGGGCCGCGGAGAAGCUCAGCGGCGCCCGCCGCCGCGACGGCGGCCCGCUCUUCCCGUCGGAAUGGGAGACGGCCCGGGAGUCCGGCUCCAAGAUGGCCACGCCCGCGGACGGGGAGGAGCUCUACGAGUCGCCGCCCAGCACGGCCUCCAGCCCCCGGACCGAGCGGAGGAGGAACAAGUGCCAGGGUCGCGGCGAGGCCCAGGGAGGGGGCGCUCCCGUGCCUAGCCCCCCGGUGGCCGCCAGGUUCCGGCUUGAGAGCCCCGGCUACAAGUUCAGCAAGAAGUCGCUGCCCUCCAUCCUGUCCAAGUCCAGCACCAUGUCCCAGCUUUCCGAUCCCUGGCACGAGGAACUCGUCGACUACCUGAAGGAUCAGGCCGUGUCCCUGCUCAUCCACAAGUACAGCUUUGAGAAGAACCUCACUGACCAGCUGGGCUUCAUCUCCUUCCCAGUCACUGAGGCACUCAUGGACCUCUUCCUGGGCUUCAAGAAGGUGAAGGGCUCACGAAUCCGCCUGUCCUCCACGGUAGACUGGCACUGCCUGCUGCACAGGCUGCAGGAGGGCAAGUCCAGCCAGCACUCAUCCCGGCUGUCGUUCCGGCCCCUCUCCCGACUGACCUCCCAGCACAGCACCCCCCGGAAAGGCACGGGGAACCCCACCAUGCCCUCCGAGGUCUCCGUCAGGGGCCGCAGGAUCCGGGACAAGCCCAUAGGGUCCUCCCGCCUUGACAGGAGGCCCCAGGGCUCCCGGCCACACCCCCCGCAGGAGCGCUCCAGGUCCCCGGAGGCCAAGCGGUUCCUGUCCCGCACCAACGCCAGCGUGGCCUCCCAUCCAUCCAAGCAGAUAGUGGAUAUGGAGGACCAGCAGAGCAUUGAGGAGGAAGACAAAGAGGAGGAGCAGGAGGAGGAGGAGGAAGACUUCUUUGGAGAUGAGGACCAGCCCCAGAGCUCCCAGGAGCCUCCAGGGGAGGCUACAAUCAGCUCCCCCGUGGAAGGCUCCAGGGCAGGCCCCAGUGACCCCCCGUGA